AUGGCGUUGCCCGAAGGGCCUGGCCCGCACAGCCUCGCAGAAUGCCACGACGCAGCCGUGGAUGGUUCUUCGAGGCAGACUACUGGUGUCCAGUUUCGUGAGUCGAGUCUUCCCCGUGACUCGGGCGUUGCAAGCAAUGUUCCCAGGCGUCAGCGACAAAGCAGGGUUUCCCGUCACAUGUCUAUUGCGCGCCAGUCGGUGAAGACCCGUGCACGUACCACGCAGCUUGAGUAUGUGCAGGCAUUCAUUGAACGUUUUGAAGAAGAAGACGCAGCCGCAGCGAGUCGUUCAUAUGUUCAGAAGUUCGCAGGUUCAGUUGUCCUUGUUUCGUCUCCCGUAGCAUGUGCUCUUGUCACAGUGUGUUUCCAACUCGCAUGGAAAGAGUCUCCAGGUUUUUUCCUAUUCCCACCUCUGUUGAUUUCGUCCUUGGCCUUGAUGCUUGUCUAUGUGGUGGUCUUAGUUCUAACAUGUGGGGUAGCAGAGGCGGAGCUGCUCUUCGAUCGCAGGUAUCUUCGAGGAGCAUCCUUUGGAUGUGUAUGUGGCGCGUGCCUACUUCUUCAGAAUAUAGCGUUUGGGAACGGCAUGUCUUCGACACUUUACAAUGUCAUCAGAAGUUCAGACAUGCUUUGGACACUCGCCAUUGAGUCGACUGCGCUUGGAAAGAGGCCAGGAGCGACCAAGGCCUGUGCAUGUUUAGCUGUACUCAUGCUGAGCAUUAGCUACAUCAUGGCCGACGUCGAGUCAACACAGGACGACAGCUUCUCGUUCAACGCCCUGCCCUUCGUCGCAGCAGUUCUGUCGUCAGUCUUCGCAGCUCUUACCGGCCUCACAGCGCAGGUGCAGGGCAGAUCGUUCACAAAAGAUUAUUCAAACAAGCUAGGUGCUGUGAUCAGGAUGUUGUUCGUCCAGCAGUUCUGGCUGACCGUUGUAUUCACGGCCUCUGUACUCCCAUCGAUCGGCGACAUCAUGGCGCAAGGUUUCUUUCACAAAUGGACAUUUAGAAGUCCUUGUUUGAUAGUGUUGCCAAUGAUGGUCAAAGCCUUCGUUUCAAACCUUGCGAUCUUCUUUUCGGGAGCCCUCAACAAAAAUAUAUCUGGCAGCUUUACGACCGGGGCGUCCUACUUGAUGGAAUGUGGUCUCGGCUUGGCAGUGCUCUCGGUAUCCAGAGCAUGUAUGAUUGCUUCACUUGUGAGCGUGCUGGCAUUAAUCGCCAUCAAUUACUGGGUGGUCGAGACAUCCAUGCGCGAUUCCGAACGCAAGGUGGUAGAAGCAAUUCGCGGGGCUUGCAGUGGACGACCAUCAGCACCGACCAGUACAAGGGAACCAGCAUCAUCAGUCACGAGCCCAGGACCAGUACCCACGAAACCAACACCAGACACGGUCACCAGCACCAUCGAUGGCAGCGAGAGUAGAAUCAACGUUUCUUGUUGA
Messenger RNA from Prorocentrum cordatum, 1431 nucleotides. The record is from the annotation of a GenBank genome assembly. Lineage: Eukaryota; Dinophyceae; Prorocentrales; Prorocentraceae.